UGCUUCUUCGAAAUGGUUUCCGCCGUCCGGCUCGCUGGUGCUGUUGCGACGGGAGUUGUGAUAGGUGGAGUGGCGGCUAUCUAUGGCGGGGCUGUGAAAGCCGCAGUGGAUUCCAUCAGCACCGGGAUCAAGGAAGCAGCUGAGGCGGGGGGCGGAGCUCUAGGGAAAUCCCUGGAGCUGAAAGAGGCCCUGGCAGAAGGAGGAAAGGCGCUGGAGCUGAAAGACGCCCUAGCAGCAGGAGGAAAGUCGCUGGAUUUUGGUGGAUCUCUUGGGACGGGGCUGUGUGCCCAUGGCCUCAAUAGCGUUGGCCAGGGGAUCAGCUCGGGCCUCAAUGGCCUUGGCAAGGGGGUCGGCUCUGGCCUUAAUGGCAUUGCCAUGGGGAUCGGCUCGGGCCUCGGCUCGAUUGGCGUGGGGAUCGGGAUUGCUGGCAUCGUCAUUGGGCGCGGGAUCUGCAAGCUUGCGGCUUCACAGAAGACCCUCGUCGAGAAGCUCGUCUCUGCAGUGGUCGUGCGCUCGGAGCCGGACAGGUCAGGCUCCGGAAAGCUCUCCAAGACGCAGCUCAGCUCCUCCGGCAACCCUGGAGAGGCACAGCUCGGCCUCUCCAACCCUGGCGAGGCGCACGCUCAGCUCUCCGACCCUGGCAAGGCGCACGCUCAGCUCUCCGACCCUGGCAGCGAGAUGUGAUGGUGGAUCAAAGAAAGGCGGACUCUCUCUCGAUCGGUUCUCUCUCUCUCUCUCUCUCUCGCUCAGGUCUUCCUUUUUUGUGGAAUUCUCAAGAAUUCGUCUUUUUGUGUAGACUGAGCUGCUAGCAAGUUUUCUCUGUGUCUUUGCUGGAACAGCAGGCACACUUUCGGAUCGUCACAGAAUCGUCGUUGUUAUAGAGUCUAGGAUGUAAAAAUGUUAAAUAUAUACCAGAAUGUAACGAAUCUUGUCUAU
Selaginella moellendorffii is the source of this 936-nucleotide messenger RNA. RefSeq lists its product as uncharacterized. The record is from RefSeq and is a predicted model, not a curated record. The transcript has 2 exons. NCBI's taxonomy places the organism in Eukaryota, Viridiplantae, Streptophyta, Lycopodiopsida, Selaginellales, Selaginellaceae. Bases 13 to 684 code for a protein of 223 amino acids.